AUGUCGACGGCUCACCAAGGAGAACUCAAGCCAACUGAGAGCAUCAUCAGCCAUGUUCAGAAGCCCCACGAUGUCGAAGCUGCCCGCGAGCACGAUGAGCGCCGGAAGACUAUUGAGAAAAGUCUUGUCAGGAAGCUCGACUUGAGGUGUUCCCUGUUCAUCCUGCUGUACAUCAUGAACUACCUCGACCGAAACAAUAUCUCUGCUGCUCGUCUAAGGGGUCUUCAGGCGGACUUGAAUCUUACCGACACCGAAUACUCCACAUGCCUGUCUAUCCUCUAUGUCGGCUACAUUCUCAUGCAAAUCCCGAGCAACAUGAUUAUCAACAAGAUCUCCCGACCGAGCUGGUACAUUGGUUCUGCCAUGCUUCUCUGGGGGAUGAUCUCGACAUGCUCCGGAGUCACCAAAUCCUUCGGUAGUCUUGUCGCUACUCGAUUCAUGCUCGGCUUUGUCGAGGCCGCCUUCCUUCCCGGUGCUCUCCUCAUCCUCUCCAAAUGGUACACUCGCCGAGAGCUCACUCUUCGAAACGCCAUCCUCUUCGGCGGUAACCUCAUCUCCAACGCUUUCGCCUCUCUGGUCGCUGCGGGUGUCCUGAGUAACAUGGAGGGGACUUUGGGGCAUGCGGCUUGGAGGUGGAUGUUUUUCAUCGAAGGCGCCGCCACCAUGUUCUUUGCCCUCCUCUGCCCCCUCAUCCUCCCUGAUCUCCCCACCAACACUCGCGGUUUCACCUCUGAAGAGCUCGAAGUCGCCCAACUCCGUCUUCUCGAGGAUGUGGGAGAGGCCGACCAGGAUUCCGAGUCGGAUGGUGUCUUUACGGGUCUGAUGAUGGCGGUCAAGGACGCCAAGAUCUAUAUCAUGAUGUUGACUUUGACGGCGUACGUCAUUGGAUUGUCUUUCAACGCGUUCUUCCCCACUUUGACUGGGACGCUUGGGUUUGGAUACGUUCCUACCCUCCUCAUGUCUGCGCCUCCUUGGGUCUUUGCUACUCUUGUCUCGUUCGCCGUCUCGUGGCACGCAGACCGAACGCAAGAGAAGUUCUGGCACAUCGUUAUCCCAAUCCUCUUCGGCCUUGUCGGUUUCAUCAUCUCCAUGGCUACACUCAACACUGCUGGAAGAUAUGUGGCCCUCUUCCUCCAAGCUCAGUCUUAUGCUGGCUUCAUCGUCUUCUACUCUUGGAUCUCUUCUUCCUUCCCCCGUCCUCCCGCCAAACGUGCCGUCGCAAUCGCCAUGGUCAACGCCUUUUCCCAGCUCGGUAACAUCGCCGGAUCCUACGUCUGGAAUCUCCAAGAGAACGGCUACCGAAAGUCUUACGGUAUUGUUGUGGCGAUGUUUGGUAUCACCAUCGUCGGAUGCUUUGUCUUCAAGACCAUCUUGGUCAAGCUCAACAAGCAGUUGGAGGCUGGCGAUGCGGCUUGGGAGGCUAGGGAGGAUGUUGUGGACAAGGGACAGAAGCUGGAGCACUUUGAGCAGAAGGACGAGGCGUUGAAGAUGAGGAAGGGAUUCAGAUACCUUGUUUGA
This is a messenger RNA of Cryptococcus wingfieldii CBS 7118, 1518 nucleotides long. RefSeq names its product tartrate transporter. Gene Ontology annotation, molecular function: transmembrane transporter activity. The transcript is spliced from 8 exons. Lineage: Eukaryota; Fungi; Basidiomycota; Tremellomycetes; Tremellales; Cryptococcaceae. Gene Ontology annotation, cellular component: membrane. Gene Ontology annotation, biological process: transmembrane transport. The coding region runs from base 1 to 1518 and encodes 505 amino acids. The record is from RefSeq and is a predicted model, not a curated record.